GCUCACUAGGCGGCGCUGCGGCGGCCGCGGCCCCGCUGCUCCCGGGCUGUCGCGGGCUGUGGGGCUGUUGGGGCUGGCGGCGGCGGCGGCGGCUCGUGGCCAUGGAGUGGGUUUCGGAGUCGGCGACCGUGAGGCGGCACCGCGUCGGAGGCGAGCGCCGGGACGGCCCGGCCGCCGCGCCGCCGCUGCCGGAGCGGGAGGCCCGGGCGCCGGAGAGCCUGGCGGACGCGCGCGGCGGCGGCGGCGGCGGGAGGACGCGGAAGCGCAGCGGGGCGGGCGGCGGCGGCGGCGGGAGCGGGGCUGCGCGGAGCGGGCUGUCCGAGGCGCGCGCCGCGCUGGGGCUGGCGCUCUACCUGCUCGCGCUGCGGACGCUCGUGCAGCUGUCGCUGCAGCAGCUCGUGCUGCGCGGGGCCCCGGGCCACCCGCGGGAGUUCGACGCGCGCCAAGCCAGGGAUCAUCUUGAACACAUAACAUCCAUUGGCCCCAGGACAACAGGGAGUCCAGAAAAUGAAAUUCUGACCGUGCGUUACCUCUUGGAACAGAUUAAACUGAUUGAAGUUCAAAGCAACAGUCUUCACAAGAUUUCAGUAGAUGUUCAGCGGCCCACAGGCUCCUUCAGCAUUGACUUUUUGGGAGGUUUUACAAGCUACUAUGACAACAUCACCAACGUGGUGGUCAAGCUGGAACCCAGAGAGGGAGCCCAGCACGCUGUUCUGGCUAAUUGUCACUUUGACUCUGUGGCAAACUCACCAGGUGCCAGUGAUGAUGCUGUUAGCUGUUCGGUGAUGCUGGAAGUCCUCCAUGUCUUGUCAACAUCUUCAGAAGCCUUGCAUCAUGCUGUCAUCUUUCUCUUUAAUGGUGCUGAGGAAAAUGUUUUGCAGGCCAGUCAUGGUUUCAUUACGCAGCACUCCUGGGCCAACUCAAUUCGUGCAUUUAUUAACCUGGAGGCAGCAGGAGUAGGAGGGAAAGAACUUGUAUUCCAAACAGGUCCUGAAAAUCCUUGGUUGGUCCAAGCGUACGUUUCCACAGCCAAACAUCCUUUUGCGUCUGUGGUGGCUCAGGAAGUUUUCCAGAGUGGCAUCAUUCCUUCAGACACCGACUUCCGCAUCUACAGGGACUUUGGGAACAUUCCAGGAAUAGACUUAGCUUUUAUUGAAAAUGGAUACAUUUAUCACACCAAGUACGACACAGCGGACAGAAUUCUAACAGAUUCCAUUCAGAGAGCAGGUGACAACAUUUUAGCAGUUCUUAAGUAUCUAGCUACAUCUGAUGUGUUGGUUUCUUCCUCUAAGUACCGGCAUGGGAACAUGGUCUUCUUUGAUGUGCUCGGCCUGUUUGUCAUUGCCUAUCCCUCCCGGGUCGGCUCCAUCAUUAACUGCAUGGUGCUGGCGGCUGCUGUCCUGUACCUGGGCAAAAAGUUGUUGCAGCCCAAACACAACACAGCUAACUACCCGAAGGACUUCUUCUGUGGACUUGGCAUCACCGUGAUGGGCUGGUUCACCAGCCUGGUGACCGUCCUCAUCAUAGCCGUGUUCAUCUCUCUGAUCGGACAGUCUCUUUCAUGGUACAACCACUUCUAUGUCUCCGUUUGUCUUUACGGAACUGCUGCUGCAGCCAAAAUAAUAUUCAUACACACCCUCGCAAAAAGAUUUUAUUAUGUGAACGCCAGUGACCAGUAUCUGGGAGAAGUAUUCUUUGACAUCGCGCUGUUUGUGAACUGCGGCACGCUCACAGCGCUCAUUUACGGAGGACUCUGCUCGGCCUUCAUCAGUGCCGUGUGGGUGGCGUUUCCGCUGCUCACCAAGUUUUGCGUGCACAGGGACUUCCGGCAGCGCGGUGCCCGAGGAAAGUUCAUUGCCUUUUACCUCCUGGGGAUGUUUGUCCCUUACCUUUACGCAUUAUACCUCAUCUGGGCCGUGUUUGAGAUGUUCACCCCGAUCCUCGGGCGGAGUGGCUCCGAAAUCCCACCCGACGUUGUGCUGGCUUCCAUCCUGGCCGGCUGUACCAUGAUUCUCUCCUCGUAUUUUAUUAACUUCAUCUACCUUGCCAAAAGCACCCAGAAAACCAUGCUCUCUCUCGCUCUGGUGUGUGCGGUCACAUUCCUGCUUGUUUGCAGUGGAACUUUCUUCCCGUACAGCUCCGACCCCGCCAGCCCGAAGCCGAAGAGGGUGUUUCUCCAGCAUAUGACAAGGACAUUUCAUGACUUGGAUGGAAAAGUCGUUAAACGGGACUCCGGAAUAUGGAUCAAUGGGUUUGAUUACACGGGAAUGUCUCACAUCACCCCUCACGUCCCCGAGAUCAACGACACCAUCCGGGCGCCCUGCGAGGAGAAGGCGCCCCUCUGCGGCUUCCCCUGGUACCUCCCCGUGCACUUCCUCAUCAGGAAAAACUGGUAUCUGCCCGCCUCAGAGGUUGCUCCCGGAGAACCCGUUCACUUCAGACUUCUAUCCAAAGAGCAGACCCCCUGGGAUUCUGUGAAGCUGACCUUUGAAGCAUCAGGACCAAGCCACAUGUCACUGUAUGUCCGACCCCACAAAGGGUCCACGCUGUCUCAGUGGUCUCUCGGCAAUGGCACCCCAGUCACAAGUAAAGGAGGCGACUACUUCGUCUUUUACUCCCAUGGACUCCAAGCCUCCGCGUGGCAGUUCUGGAUAGAAGUGCAGGUCCGGGAGGAGCAGCCCGAGGGGGCCGUCACGGUGGCCAUUGCUGCCCACUAUUUUUCUGGGGAAGACAAGCGGUCCUCCCAGCUGGACGCUCUGAAAGAGAAGUUCCCAGACUGGACGUUCCCUUCUGCCUGGGUGUGCACCUACGACCUCUAUGCGUUUUAACCUUGUGAAUGAGCUCCGCGUAAACGCCCCGAGGGACCCCGCAGGCGACAGGGCCUCUCCUUAUGCUACACGGACAUUUGUAAUGUAAGCCAGUGAAUUUUAGUAAGUUUUGGGGGGGGGCAGUGACACAAGGCCUUUUUAAAACUUGAAAAUGCCAGCUCUCUGGCGCCCAAGCACACGUGGGUACUACCACUGCACUAACAUGUCAUUUUAUGAGACUCACGGACAAAAGCCAACAGACCACUGCGACAGCUGUCCCCCGAGGGUCCCGACAGAUGCGGAAAGUACUUCAACACCAUCGUUAAUGAGACACACGACAUUUCCAAUGAGGGUCCAAGACCACUGGCUGUGUCAUGGAUGGUGGGUAAAUUGCCAGUCAGCGGAGUAAUGGUUCCCUGGAGGCCUACCGUAGGUCACUAGGAAACUAUUACAAAAGGAAGGACGGGAAGCAGCAUGGGGCUUUUGAGACGCCAGCCUGAGCGGGGCGAAGUGCUUCAGGCAGCUUCCAGCGUGUGCUGGAGCCCGGGACCCCCGGUGUGGAAGCCGGCAUUCAGCUGGUGGCUCCUAGCUACUGAGGGGUGGUCAGUGCAGUCCAUGUUGCAAUGCCAGUUUUCCUCUGAAACAUUGGCCGCCCCCUCCACCUUACCGGUUCUCUGCCCCCGUUCUCACGGUCCAGAAUGUCAGUUGUUUGUGCAAGUACAGGACUUGCACUUCCUGCUUCAGAGCCGGUUGCCAUAGCGGCUGUUCUGGGGGGAGGGAGGUGGGUGGGUAAUAGUGACUGAGCAUUGUAUACAUACUUAUUCUCUUUGUUUUGUAGAAGGGAAUUUUCCAAGGUUAAUCCUUAAGGGCGUAAUUUUAUUGAUGCAUGGGGUCCUUAUUUUUGUCUGUUUUCUAACCAGCUGAACAGAUUGCUUUCUCAGUAACUUACUGUCCAGCAGAACUGGCUUCCCUGUAGCUGUUGGGGUUCAGACCCUCCUACAUAAUGGCAACCCUAGGACUUCAGAGGUGCUUUUUGUUUUGAAGAAGGUGGCUUGUGAGCAUAUCACAGCAGUGCCCCUGGCGUCAGCAGUGGAAGGGCUUGGUGAGAUCACUAAUUUUGCUAGCUUUCUUUUUUCUGUUAAGAUGUAAAAAGUCGGAUAAAUUCUAACUAAGCAACUCCCCUCUCCCCCCCUGAAAAAAAUUUCUUUUUAAAGCCACAGUAAAAAUUGGCACUUGGACCCAUUUGAACAGAGAGUAAGUAUGUAUCACGGGAGGAAAUUCUUAUUGUGCGAUACACGAUAUCAUUUCUAAUCAUGCUCCUCAUAUCGCCUGCCUGAUUUGUGGCUCUUAAAAACUCACUGGACCCACACAAACAGGGCUGCAGCCAGAGCUGAGUGAUGACAUGCUGGCUGUGACAUGCAUGGACACUGGAGUCGUUGCUUUUUUUUUUUUUUUACUUUGUAGAAUCCACGUAUUAUUAGCCUCAAGUGCCUGACUCCUGCCACAUUUAUGUCAGGCGGGUGGUAAUAAACUUGUGUUUAUAGCUUGUAUGGAAUCACAGUUGUGGAGGAAAAGUUAGAAACUUAAUAGCUCAAUGAAAUACAGUCAGUCCUCCAUAUUUGUAGGUUCCACAGAUGGAAAAUAUGCAGGGAAAAAAGUUAUUGUUGACAUGGACUAAGUUGUUAGGCCUACAAUAGUUGUGUCAGUAGUAAACAUGUAGACUUUUUUUCCUUAAAAAUACAGUAUAACAACUACUUACAUUGUAUUAGAUAUUACCAGUAUAAGUAAUGUAGAGAUGAUUUAAAGUAUAUGGGAGGAUGGACGUAGGCUAUAUGCAAAUACUAUGCUGUUUUAUAAAUGGGUGGUUUAACACACCAUCCCACCUGGGUUCUAAGGGAUGACUGUACAACAAACAUAUUUUUGUGAGUAAUCUGAAAUUGUUUUUAGGGGGGGGGGGGAGAAAGGUAAAAGCCCAAAUGUGUUACUUGUGAUCAGUUUUCUUUGGGAAGGAUGUUGUUACUCCUUUUUUCAGUAACAAUCAUGGUUUUCUUUUUGCCCUUGAAUUGUACCUUCAUAUGUAAACAAUUAUGUUUAGGCUUUAAUAUUAUAAAGCUUUCAUAUUAUGCAAGGUUGGUAACAAAUCUUUGGGAUGCUUAAUAUGCUGGGAUAUUGACUUAAUGGCAGAAAUGGUUAAAUCUGAUAUUCAUGGCUCUGUUAAUAAGCACACCACUGUUAGAUGAAGCUCUCUGAAAUUAAAGAAUGUUUUCUUUUU
Messenger RNA from Pipistrellus kuhlii (Kuhl's pipistrelle), 5079 nucleotides. RefSeq names its product endoplasmic reticulum metallopeptidase 1 (gene ERMP1). The record is from RefSeq and is a predicted model, not a curated record. Gene Ontology annotation, molecular function: metalloexopeptidase activity. Gene Ontology annotation, biological process: proteolysis. Lineage: Eukaryota; Metazoa; Chordata; Mammalia; Chiroptera; Vespertilionidae. The transcript is spliced from 15 exons. The coding region runs from base 102 to 2828 and encodes 908 amino acids.